AUGAACCGGAAUCGUUUUGCAACGUGAGGUUAGAGUGGUCUUUAUCUGUUGUUUUUUUUUAUAAAUUUUGAUUAUUUAUCGUGCUAUGUCAAUGAUUCCACCCGUUUCACCAAUUUUAAAUUGCUGAUUUUGAAGUGUGACUAGUGAUACCCCAACCAUGGCAGCAGUACAAACACCGUUGGAAAACGCAUCCAACUUCAAUGGACCCCAGCCUCAACCGCUACCUCAACCGCAGCCCAUGCAACCGGAGGCUCCACCAGCUCAGUUGCCCGUUAUCGGCAUUAUUUAUCCUCCUCCGGAGGUCAGAAACAUCGUCGACAAGACUGCAGGUUUCGUAGCAAGCUACGGACCCGAGUUUGAAUCCAGAAUUCGAGAAAAUAAGCUUGGGAAUCCGAAGUUCAAUUUUCUUAGUCCUGGAGAUCCGUACAAUGCUUACUAUCAGCACAAAGUCAAAGAGUUUCGAGAAGCCCAAGCGGCAGGGCAAGAACAAGCUGCUGCAAAUCAGGCGCAAGCACCUGCUCGUAAAUCUAUGCCCACUGCUACCCUCCAAAAACAACAAGAAUUGUUGAAGCAAGCAGUAGCUGAACAACCAUUUAUACCGAAGGACCCUCCUCCAGAAUUUGAGUUCAUAGCUGAUCCUCCAUCAAUCUCAGCUCAAGACUUAGACAUCGUGAGGAUGACAGCCCAGUUUGUUGCUCGAAACGGUCGUCAGUUCCUGACAUCUCUAAUGAAUCGUGAGCAGAGGAACUGUCAGUUCGAUUUUCUCAGACCACAACACUCCUUAUUUCAGUACUUCACUAAGCUCUUAGAGCAGUAUACCAAGAUCCUUGUUCCACCAAAAGACAUAGUUCCCAAGCUUGAAGAAGAAUCGUAUUCUAUUAAGAAUAUUCUUGAAAAAGUAAAGUAUCGUGCUGAUUGGCAGCAGUAUCAAGAAGCUCAAAAACGGAAAGCAGAACAGCAAAUUGAGAAAGAAAGAGUUGCUUAUGCUCAAAUCGACUGGCACGAUUUCGUCGUGGUGGAAACAGUGGAUUAUCAAAUCGGAGAAGUUGGCAACUUUCCGACACCAACAACUCCCAGCGAAGUCGGAGCAAGAGUUCUCAUGCAGGAAAGAAUUGAAGAAAAUGGUGGAGAAGCAGGAGAGAAUGAAGAUGGAGAUGAUGAUGAGGAAGAAGAGGAGGAGGAUGAGGAAGAGAACGAAAUGCAGAUGGGAUCUGAUGACGAAAUGGAAGAUAGGACGCACGAGAAGCCGACGAAACAAAAGGAAAGAGCAAAUAGUAGUGAGUCAGAAGGUGAAGAAGAAAGUAAUGAAGCCAAGGACGCAAGGGACAAUACACAGGUUCAAGACAUGGAAGAAGAUUCGUCCAGUGAAGAUGAAGACAGAGAGAAAAGUGAAGACAGGAGAAAAUCAGGGCCUCCGAUACCCGAUGCUCUUCAACCACCGCUUCCUCCUCAACCCGACAAAGUCAUUGUUAAAAAAGGCUAUGAUCCCAAACAAGCACAAAAAGCUGCGAAAACAGCUCCUGCUGAUGAAUAUCUCAUCUCUCCAAUCACUGGUGAAAAGAUUCCUGCAAGUCAAGUACAAAAGCAUAUGCGAAUCGGUUUGUUGGAUCGCAGCUGGAUUGAACAGAGGGACAAACACAUUCAAGAAAAACGCAAUCAAGAGACUGUCUUUGCUCCUGGCUCUGCAAUUGAGGACAGUUUGAAAGAAUUGGCCGAGCGUCGUACUGAUAUUUUCGGUGUUGGUGAUGAAGAAACUGUCAUUGGUAAAAAGAUAGGAGAAGAAGAUACCAAGAAAGAUGAUAAGGUCACCUGGGAUGGCCACACUUCCAGCGUCGAAGCAGCAACAAGAGCGGCCCGUGCUAACAUCACAAUUGAGGAGCAAAUCCACCAAAUCCACAAAGUGAAAGGUCUCCUGCCGGACGAAGAGAAAGAAAAGAUCGGUCCGAAACCAGCGUUCCCUGGUGGACGUCACCAACCCCAGCACCCCCAGUCUGCCCCCAUGCCACCUCCACCCGCAACCACAGCACCUGCACCUCCCCCUCCGGCACCGGCCCCAGUCAAACACAAUCCUCCGCCUCCCCAGAUGCCGGUCCUAGCGCCUCCUCCUCCACUUCCAACGCUCACUCCGAUGCCUCCCAAUAUGCCUGGCAUGAUGAUGAUGCCACAGCAACUUCCGCCGCCGCCGAUGAUGGUUCCAGCUGUUCCGCGACCUCCACACUUCCAAGUUGUUACCCCGGGCCCACCAAUGCCACCAGCUUUUAUUCCAGCACCACCCAUUGUUCAACAACAGCAGCAGGCACCUACCAAACAUGCUGCCGAGCCUAACCCUGAAGAUGAACCACCCAGCAAGAAAGUUCGAACAGAAGAAUCGCUUAUUCCUGAACAUCAAUUCAUGGCAAAUCAUCCUUCACCGGUCAAUUUCUCAGUUUCCGUUCCAACCAUGAACGACAAACCAGAAUGGAAACUCAACGGACAAACAAUACAAAUGAGUCUGCCCCUCCAAGAUUCAGUUGCAGUCAUCAAGGCGAAACUCCACGAUGCUACUGGCAUGCCACCCGGAAAGCAAAAGAUUCACAUGGAUGGGCUCUUCUUCAAGGAUUCGAAUUCAUUAGCGUACUACAAUGUGACUCCUGGAACAGUUCUUCAACUGCAACUGAAAGAGCGUGGUGGACGUAAACGAUAAUUUUAUGUCCUUAGUCUUAAAACUAUUACAAAUCCUCUCUCAUUUCAUCUUUGUAAGUCUGUAAUUUUAACUUUAUGUGAUAAAACGUAUAGGGAGCAUGUACACUGUAAUAUGACAACGUUACCUAAAAGGGUCAAUCUCGGUAAAAGAAAGAAUCAUUUUGAGGAAUUUGUUUUUAUCUUGUAUACAUUUAUAAGUGUAAUUUUUGAUAUGGCACUGGAAAACGGAAUUAUCGCAGGCCAAGGUGAGGAACCAUGCAUCUGUAUUGCUACAUUUCAGAAUUUCUGCUCUCGUUGUAUUUUUUUCAAUGUCAACUUCGUUUGCUUUCUAAAUUGGGUUUGACAUUUUGAACAACAAAACAUAACUGUUCCAAAUUAUGUCUUUUUAAUCAUUUGGCAUAUCUUCUGUUGUCAGGUAAUUUUACCUAAAUGUGUGAGGGAAUGUCAUUUUCUAAAUUUUGUGACAACCCUGAUUUUUAAGAGAAGCAAGCCACCUUUAUAGCUUAAAAUUUUUUCAGAAUAUUCUGCUGACAGAGAAGAAAGAUCAAGGACGUUUUCAAAAAUUUAUGUCGACUAGUUUUCCGUAGAAAAAAUGAAUUACGAUAUGAAGUAUGUUAUGUCGCAAACGGAAGUACAUUGUUUUGCACUUUGGCCAGCCAUGUGUGAUAUCCAGUUGUAUAAUAUCUAGCAAAAAGUUUAAGUUGCUUUCCACUUGCACUCAAGUACUCUCACUACUUAGUACUUAAGUCACUAUUGAUUUCAAAUUUGAAUAAUAAGCUUUUAAACAAUCUGAAACAUGUUCACAAUCAUUUUCUAAUUUCAUAAGCUAGUUGACUUUUAAACCUCUGUCUCUUCUGUCGUUCGUGUAAGUUAAAAAGAUCACUUGUAAAUAAAAUUUUAUCAGCUAGUCUUUAUUUUGAGGUAAUGUAAAUUUUUGUAAAUAAUAGACAAAUUUAAUAAAUUUUGUAAUUAAUA
Messenger RNA from Bemisia tabaci, 3657 nucleotides. RefSeq names its product splicing factor 3a subunit 1 (gene Sf3a1). The record is from RefSeq and is a predicted model, not a curated record. Gene Ontology annotation, molecular function: protein binding; RNA binding. NCBI's taxonomy places the organism in Eukaryota, Metazoa, Arthropoda, Insecta, Hemiptera, Aleyrodidae. Gene Ontology annotation, biological process: regulation of alternative mRNA splicing, via spliceosome; mRNA cis splicing, via spliceosome. Gene Ontology annotation, cellular component: catalytic step 2 spliceosome; U2 snRNP; U2-type prespliceosome.